This is a messenger RNA of Funneliformis caledonium, 2508 nucleotides long. The record is from the annotation of a GenBank genome assembly. NCBI's taxonomy places the organism in Eukaryota, Fungi, Glomeromycota, Glomeromycetes, Glomerales, Glomeraceae.
AUGUCUUACCCUCCUUACCAACGAUCGGCUAGAAAGCAACAAAUCGAUCGGCUCAAUGAUAACCCUUUUAGAUCGUCAUCCUCAUCAAGUGGUAGCGUUCCUUCAAUAUUUAAGACGGGGAACUCUCAACCUGGGCUUGGGGAUCGGCCUUCUAAAAGAUCUAGGUUAGAUGUGGAGAGUCCGUUUCGUAUGUCAAGUCCAUCAGUAACUCCUUCUAGGGAUACUUUUAAUUUUAUGCCCGACUUGAGUUCUUUACAAAAAUCCACUUUAAAUUUUACAAGUUUUAGCCAAAAACGUGAUCAAGACUUGGUUGAGGCUCGUGCAAAGAUUCAAUCUCUCGAAAUAUCAAAAGAGAAUUUAGAGUUGAAAGGAUUAACAAGAGAUAAUGACUUUUAUAACAAUCGAGAGAAAGAGGCAUUGAAAAGUUUGGGAGAUUUGGAACACGAGAAUAAUUUAUUGAAACAAGAAGCUGUUCGUGCAUCUCAAACACUUGAAGAUGAAAUUCGGGAAUUACAACAGAAUUUGACUGAACUUAAAUCCGAAAGUCAGAUUAAAGAAAAUGACUUGGCGCGUAAACUUUUGAAUUCUGAAUCAGAAGCAUCGAAACUUCAACAUCAGAUCGAUAAUCUAAAUGAACAGAUUCGCCAACAACAUGAUAUAUCUGCUUCCAGGAAAAAACAAUUGGACGAAACUCAGCAACGAUUGGAAGAAACACAAGAAAAGCUAAACGAGUUUAGCAUGUUAUCUGAUCAAUUAGAUCAAAUUGAAACUCUUAAUAAGAAAAUUCAAGAUCAGUCAAACCUUAUUCAAGAACUUGAAUCAAGAAAUCGAGACCUAACAAGGGAAAUUAGGCACAAUAAACAAUUGUCUCCUAGCAUUCAAAUUUUACAACAUAAACUAGAAAAGGCGGAAGUUCAACUUACACAAAUGAGUAAACUUCGCCGAGAAACUGCUGAAUUGGAAGUUGAAAACGCAAUGUUAAAAAAGGAACAUGUUUCUUGGGUGUCUCUUCUUGACCGAGAAGGUGAUAGCAUUAAUAGCGAUACUCCAUAUAAUGUUGUAAAUGAGCUCAUUUCUAGGCGAAAUGAAAUAGAACUCUUAAAGGUAAAAAUCAGUUCUUUGGAAGAAAAGGUCAAGAAUAAAGACUUUGUAAUUAUUGAUUAUGAGUCUAAAAUUAAAAAAUUAAACUACAAAUGCCAAGCCAUUGAAAAUAAAUUUUUGAAUGAGAUAGAAGCAUCCAAAGGAAGUAAGGAGCUUCUUCAAGUUGAAGUUGAAAUGUUGAGGAGUUCUUUGAAAUCUUAUGAUGAGGAAGAAAAACAUUUGCAAUCGAACUUCGAUGUCCAAAAAAUGGAGAGAAUUCAGAAUUUGGAAAAUUUGCUUGCAGAAUAUAAAACAAAUCUCGAACAAUCCGAAAUGAGAGCAAUUGUUGCUCAGCAGCAAAGACAUGAAGAAUUUAAAUAUCCGGAAACUUUAGAGUUAGACCUUCAUUCAUUCGAGGUGAUGCGAAUUAAUGAAGUAUUAACUAAUGAAAUCUUUGAACUUGAGUAUGACAAAGCAAAUAUGCACAAAGAAAUGGCGUCUUUGCAAAAUCAAAUGAAUAUUUAUGAAGAAUUUGAUUUAAAAGUUCGUUCCUCCGAGUUAAUUAAGCAGAAUGAGGUUCUACAAGAAACCGCAAAAGAGCUCGAUGAUGAUAAUAAAUCUUUGAGAGUAGGAAUCGUUACAUUAGAUAAUCAAUUCGAUAUUCUUGACAAGGAAUUGAAUGCAGAUUUAAAACGGCUCAGUAAAGAAAACGCAUUUUUGAGAAAGGAAUUCUUUUCAUUAAAUAAUAAAAUCGAUGCUCUUGAGAAGGAAUUGGGUAGAGGUGAAUGCGAUUGGGCAACAACCCGAGUAUUGGAGAUAAAAGAUAAUCCUGCUUCAAAGGAAAUUUCUUUACGCGAAAAUAAACUGCAGGGAUUAAUCACGGAAAAUCAAGAAUUGAAAGAUAAACUUAAAGAAUUACUUCAGAUUCUUGAACAUCAACCCAACACUAUGUUAGGAUCAAAUGGAGAUAAUGACCAACAAAACGAAUUGAGAAUUAUUCCAAUUCAAAGUUAUUUGAAUUUAGAAGAAGAAAAUAAGCAACUUAAAUGUCAAGUCGCAGAUAAGGAAAAGAGAAUGACAAGACUUAAAGAAGUUUGGACAGAUAAAGCCCAAGAAUAUAAGGAAGCUGUUUAUAAUCUUCUUGGUUAUAAGCUAGAAUUUCUUGAAAACAGUCGCGUUCGUUUAACUUCUAUAUACUCGGAACAAAACGAUCAUUCAUUCGUUUUUUCCUCUGAUAAUGAAAGUGGUACCAUGCAACUUAUUAAUGGUGGAAAUACCGAAUACAUAAAAAGUCAAGAUAACUUGAUCAAAUAUUGGGUCGUGGAACGUGAUUCUAUUCCUUGCUUUUUAAGCAGUUUAACUUUAAGGCUAUUUGAACAAAAGAAGUUAGAACCGAUUAAUGGAGAGGUGGAAACGUUAGCGGGUUAG